Molecule: messenger RNA, 846 nt
Organism: Haemonchus placei
Lineage: Eukaryota; Metazoa; Nematoda; Chromadorea; Rhabditida; Trichostrongylidae
Source: the annotation of a GenBank genome assembly
AUGACUACCGCGACUGUACUCGUUGCCAGUUCUUUUCUACUCGUCAUACUACUCAUGGGAAGACGACGUUUUACGAUGCCAUUCUUCAAAAUGCUUACUGUAGUGGUCAGUAUUAUAGUAAUUCAUUCUAUAGUCAGCACCGUAUUCAAGCUGUUCACAUUAUGGUCUGGACUUCUGAUUCCCAGUCAAAAUAUUAUCACGUUACUAGUCGACAUGGUCUCCAAAAAAUUGCUGAUUCUAUUGAUUUUUCUUAUGGCGUUGAAUCGAUCUGCCAUCGUUUUAUGUCCUAAAAUGGACAAACUACUGUUUGAGAGGAAUCGCUACAUCGUAUUGUGUACUGCCUGCUUUGCUGUCACAGCAGUAGAGACGUACUGCGUAAUAGCAGUGUCAAAUUUGCGAAGAGAAUUUAUUAUGGGAAUUGGUUUCGUCGACUUCAUCGAGUCAGCAAAAUCUUAUGAGAUCGGUUGCCUGAUUUUCUUGGCGAUUGCUUUCAUUUCUGUAGCCCUUCAUCUCAUGAUUUAUGUGUACUUACGAUGUCAUAACCGAACAAGCUCAACAAUUACAACCAAGAUACAGCAACGGCUAUUUCGCGAAGUUACUCUGAUGACUGUGGUAAAUACGAUGUUCACGCUUCUCUUCAUUGUUCUCUACCAAAUGCCCUCAUCUUUCGAAUCGCGGAUUAUGAUAAUCAGUAUAUACAACAUACUGUGUUUUAUACCAGAUAUUCUUAUACCUGUUUUCAUACUGGUUGGUUCGCGUGAAGUUCAUGCGGAGAUAUCAUCAAGACUGUCCUUCACUACAAAAAUGAAGGCAAAUAAGUCUAGCAAAACUGCCACUUUGAAGUGA